AUGAACAAUAACUUCAUUCAUAUAUACAAAAAUAUUAAAUUCUUUUAGGGAUUUGCUAAAAAUUCUGCCAGUUUAUUUAAGAGCCUUAUAGUUUUUUGCUACUAAGUUCUAUAAAUCUGCAAUGACUUCUUGAAAAUUAUAUAUUCAUUCUUAAUACAAAUAAUGGAUAUAUAAAUGGAAUUAACAAUGUAAUAAGAAUUCUUAUAAGAUCUAGAAUAAUUUAAGGAAUAAUUGGAAAUUGAAUAAACAAAUGUGUGGAAUACAGGAAUAAAGUAUGAAAAAUUUUUACUAGAAUUAUGUUAAUGGAUUUUCAGACAAAUUCAGAAGAAGGAUAAAUCUGCUAAAUAAAUAUUGUAAAAAAUUAGCACAAUCAGCUUUGUAAAUGUCAUCCACAGAAGACUUAAUCCCAAGCCUUCUUGUAGGAACUAAACUCCUUUUUUCCAAUAAAAAGAUAAAGUAUUAUAUCCUGGAGAGUCGUACGCUAUUUAUUAUUUAUUCCAAACUCUUAAAUAGCCUAUUGUGAGGCAAUUAAAAUCUUAAUAUACUUAAAUUCAAUAACUUAAAGAUGCAUCUUAAUUAUAUAUUAUAAAUUCAGACAAUUUGAUCAUUUAUUAUAAUUGGAUAUCAAUGAUAGUAGAUUUAUUAAUAUAUAGACCGAUUCUUGAUAAAUUUGGAAUUUUUAAAAUACUCCAAUUAAUAAUAAUCAAAUGGAACUAUUUAAUUGAAAAUAACUUAAUUCUUACUCUCCCUUAUCAUAGAAACCAAGCAUGUAGUAUUUCAAAAUCAAGUAAAAUAUUUUAGCAAAGAAAUAAAUACUUUAAUGUGAUUUCUAAUAAAUGA
Molecule: messenger RNA, 840 nt
Organism: Paramecium pentaurelia
Lineage: Eukaryota; Ciliophora; Oligohymenophorea; Peniculida; Parameciidae
Source: the annotation of a GenBank genome assembly